Messenger RNA from Lolium perenne, 381 nucleotides. NCBI's taxonomy places the organism in Eukaryota, Viridiplantae, Streptophyta, Magnoliopsida, Poales, Poaceae. The record is from RefSeq and is a predicted model, not a curated record.
AUGAACUUCACGGAGGCCAGGUCUCCGGCGGACGCCGAGAGUCUCACUAUGCAGCCGCACUUUGUGUCAGAGGCGGAUGCGCGGCACCACUGCCAAGGGCAGCGGCGGAUUGCCAUCACCGACGCGGACGAGCGAUUCAUGGCGCAGUGGCGGAGAGACCAUCCUGAAGACGUGCAAGCCAUGCGCGCAUUCUGGGAGCAGAAGAAGGCGGAGAGGAGAGCGGCGAGAGCGGAGAAGAGGCAGAGGAAGGCCGCCAUUCUGGAGGAGUAUGCCAAAGGAGAGGCGUGGACGCUCGACGAGAACUCUGAGAGGUGGCUAGACAUCAUCAAGUCGACCGCGUUGGAGGACACCGAAAGCGAUUCGGAUAUUGACUGGGAUUAG